This is a messenger RNA of Talaromyces proteolyticus, 833 nucleotides long. RefSeq lists its product as uncharacterized. The record is from RefSeq and is a predicted model, not a curated record. NCBI's taxonomy places the organism in Eukaryota, Fungi, Ascomycota, Eurotiomycetes, Eurotiales, Trichocomaceae. The transcript has a single exon. Bases 159 to 833 code for a protein of 224 amino acids.
GUUUUAUAAUCGCUCAUAUAUUCUUAUCAUCCGUGUGUGAAAUGUCUCGCUCCCGUCGAAGAUUUCGACUACGUGAACGCAAUAACUCCCAGGCGCUCCACUAGAAAUAGAAGAUGAAGACAAGCAAGGAUUAAUCGUGUAAGACAAUUUGUACAAUAAUGAUGUCCCCCAACAAAACAAGGACCAGCAUCCGACCAGCUGCCGAUCGUCGAUACAGCGCUCGAUAUCUCAUUCUCAUCUAUCGUGGAACACCAGCGCAUUUUGAUCCUCUAGAAAUCCAAAGACUGGUGGGGCGGGAGCAAGCAAAAUGUACCAUUGUCCGAGAGUCUCGGAAUGAAAACGUCUUCAGCUAUUUUGCUUUUGUUGACUUCGCUGGAAAGCGCUUUCAGACCCGCAAUCUUGGGCUUUUCGACAUCCAAGGAUAUCACCCGAAAUGGAUACACGUCACAUCAUCACCAUGGCGGAUGUUAGAUGAAAUGAAAUCAAAAGGAGAUGUUCUCUGGAACGGGAUUAUUCGCCAUAAUAAGCAAACCUCCUCUGGUCGCAAAACUUCUGCAACCAGUAAAACAUCAUCUUCUUCCAGCCCUUGGGAGCUGGUGGGCAGCGCAACGAACGAAGCCUCGUUUCAGGAACUGUUAAGAAAGGAAACAACCAUCGAGAAAUCGGAGCCGCCGGAGCCAUUAUUAGAUGACCUCGAGGCUGGGGCCAUUUCAGUGGUAGGAGAGACAGAGAUGGCUCGCAAUGUGCAAUACUGGCAGGACGGGUAUCGAGCCGGCUACAAGGCAGCCAUCUCGAAGUCAAAUCUUCAUCAAACUUCAUCAAAUUCUAGGUAA